UUGUAAAUUAUACACAAAUAUAACAACAAAAUGCCUCCCGUCAAAGUUCCGAAGAAGGCACUCAAAUCCAUGGAGCCAGGAGGCGGCCUGAUCCCUAAAAAGAAGAAAGACAGCAAGAAGAUGGCAAGAAAGAACUACGACAGCUUCUCAAUAUACCUCUUCAAAGUGUUAAAAUCGUGUACAGAAAUCAACGUCGGUAUCUCAAGAAAAAGCAUCCUAAUCAUGAACAAUUUCGUCAACGAUAUCUUGGAACAAAUCGCUUGUGAAGCUGGAAGGUUAAUAGCACACGGAAAGAAGACUACGUUAGGCGAGAACGAAAUAAGAACGGCCACAAAACUACUCAUUCCUGGCGAGCUGGGAAAGCACGCGUUGCUGGAGGGGGAGAAAGCGCUCCGGAAUUACAAGAACAACUCGAACAGCCAGAGUUAUUAAUUUUAGUUAAUGUGUAAAAUCGAUAUUUAAAGGUUGAUUAUUUUUAUUUGCCAUUGUUGACAUGAAUGGCCCUUUUUAGGGCCGCAA
Cydia amplana is the source of this 519-nucleotide messenger RNA. Its product is annotated as late histone H2B.L4-like. Gene Ontology annotation, cellular component: nucleosome. Gene Ontology annotation, molecular function: structural constituent of chromatin; protein heterodimerization activity; DNA binding. Lineage: Eukaryota; Metazoa; Arthropoda; Insecta; Lepidoptera; Tortricidae. Bases 31 to 432 code for a protein of 133 amino acids. The record is from RefSeq and is a predicted model, not a curated record. The transcript has a single exon.